This is a messenger RNA of Aspergillus ibericus CBS 121593, 1416 nucleotides long. RefSeq lists its product as uncharacterized. The record is from RefSeq and is a predicted model, not a curated record. The coding region runs from base 282 to 1370 and encodes 362 amino acids. The transcript has 6 exons. NCBI's taxonomy places the organism in Eukaryota, Fungi, Ascomycota, Eurotiomycetes, Eurotiales, Aspergillaceae.
GACUACGGUCUGGAUCUGCAGCCAUCAUGAAAUGAGACUAAUUUCAGCCCUCAAGUCUCCAUUGGAAGCUGCAACACCAUCUGCCGGUGGAGUUCACACGCGUCGACGAAUCCGUUCCCCGCCCGAGGUUGACGGAUGAAACAAGCCCGGGCCCUGCAGGCCACAGGGGCAUAUAUACGAUAUGGCCGUCAUGAUUCCUCCGCACGCCCUCCAACCCUCCCCCAAAUGUAAUCUUCUUCACUUCUCCGUCCUUUCUUUGCAGACGGCCAGUCGGUCUCGCCAUGGAAGAGAUUUGGGAGAGAGACCUCACCCCCGAGCGAAUAGCCUAUCUGGCGCAGUCUCGGAUUCCCGAGAUCAUCGCCUGUAAUACGGUACUGAUCGUGUUCGCGACCGGUGGGUUGCUGGUGCGUCUUUUCGUCCGGAUGCGCUAUCUCACGGGCAUCAAUCUCGAUGAUCUGCUAUGCUUGACCAGUUGGAUUUUUACCUUCGUUUUGUGUUUUACUUGCAUGUUGAUGACCAAGUAUGGAUUUGGCAGGCAUAUUGGUGUGAUCGAUAUGAGCGAUCGGGGCAUGUUCCUGAGGCUCAACUUCGUCACGAUGCUCGCCUACGUUAUCGCCCUCGGAUUUAUCAAGACUUCCUUCUGCGUCCUCUACCUGAGUAUAUUCCCCGGGAAGAAGUUUCGCAUCGGCUGUUGGUGUGUGCUGGCCAUCAUCGCCGCCGAGACAAUUUCGGAAAUCCUUGUUGUGAUAUUUCAAUGUUGGCCGGUCCACAAAGCAUGGGAUGCCACGGGGCUGGUGGAGGGCCACUGUGUGAACAUGACAGCAUUUUACUAUGCGAAUUUUGGGAUCAAAAUGGCCAGUGAUUUGGCCCUCUUCUUGAUGCCGAUGCCAAAACUGGUGCGAUUGAAGAUGACGGUCGGAAAGCGCGUGGGCUUGGUAAUGAUGUUCAGUCUGGGUCUUCUUGUUUGUGUGACAUCCGUCAUUCGAGUUUCUUAUAUGAACCCUUUCUCUGUCGACCACACCUGGUCGUUGGUCAACACAAUGAACUGGUCCUGCGUCGAAGUCGGGGUUGCCGUCUUUAUUGCGUGCAUUCCCUCGUUCAAAUCGCUCAUCACUGCCCGCUUCCCAGGACUGCAGCGUCUGCUCGGCUUUUCCACCCAGGGCGAGUCUAACGGCCCGUCAAAAAUGUACAGCACCACAACCCGUCGGACGAACAACGGGAUGCCUAUUGGGGGGCAGCACAGCAUCAGACUAAAACCGGUGACAGGACUCAGCAGUGCAGAGGUGGAAACCACGAAUGAAUCCCAGGAGCGCAUCGUCUGCCCAGGCAUUCAGGUGACGACCUAUGUUUCUGUGAACGAGACCGUCUGAGUGCGGAUAAAUGAGUUCUAUGCUAUACUUCUUUGUUAUAUCUUAU